Etheostoma cragini (Arkansas darter) is the source of this 9687-nucleotide messenger RNA. It is a transcript of the gene eys, whose product is annotated as eyes shut homolog. Gene Ontology annotation, molecular function: calcium ion binding. Gene Ontology annotation, cellular component: protein-containing complex; plasma membrane. The record is from RefSeq and is a predicted model, not a curated record. Bases 277 to 9483 code for a protein of 3068 amino acids. NCBI's taxonomy places the organism in Eukaryota, Metazoa, Chordata, Actinopteri, Perciformes, Percidae. The transcript is spliced from 51 exons. Gene Ontology annotation, biological process: heterophilic cell-cell adhesion; establishment or maintenance of epithelial cell apical/basal polarity.
GAGAGAGAGCGAGAGCGAGAGAGAGAGAGAGAGAGAUAGAUACUUCUCAACUCUGAAUAACAAACUCUCCAACGUGAUGUUACAAGUCGCCGUCCCAGGGUGGACCACCUUUUCAACUUAAUGGUUUUUGUUCAUGUGGACCUUCUGGAGUGUGCAGAACAGCAUCUCAUGAAGUACGAUACAACCCAUUUGCCUCAUCCAUUCGCCAGAUGACACAAUUUGAGUUUUAAAAAGUCCCUAAAUUGAUUUGCAUUACAUAAAAAAGAGAGGGGAAACAUGCAGGCAUCGUUGUUUCACUUGAUUGCCGUCGUUGUGGCCGUCCACACCAUCCACUGCCAAACAGUUUGCAACAGACAACAGUCGCUUGAAUGGCACCCUAAACAACACGCAAUCCAAAUGAAUUGGACCCUCAUAGGAAACAUCUGUAGGAGCGUUUCUGAGUGUUGGGAUUCUCAAGAGGGAGAGGAAACAACUGGACACACUGUCAACCUCCCACAGAUAUGCCCACUCCAGCUGCAACAUGGAGACAAACUGCUGAUGUCUGCCGAUGAAACACUGAAGUCAUACGGCAUCAAACUCCUUAAUGUGUCAAAAGACAGCUUUGAGAGCUGUUCCACAAAUGGACAGAUAAAAGAGCAGUUUCUUUUCCCCCACAAAAUAAAUGGAAGUGAGCAUGUUGAGGCCAAGUGGCUCGUCCCGGGUCAUCAUUACUUCAUCGCUCUGCAUGAGGAAGACACACAGCUGUGCAGGCUUGGCUUACGACUCAAUGUGUCCGUUAAAACGCAACUUUGUCAGGGUUCUCCUCUGCUUCGACUUUGUUCCGGGAACGGUGUUUGUCAAACAGGCCUCUGGGAUGGUGCAUACCACUGUCUGUGCCACCGCCACUACUCUGGAAGGUUUUGUGAAAAGUCUGACGCUUGUUUGGAUAACCCUUGUGAAAACAAAGGAGUCUGUUUGAGCAAUGGAUCCACAGAUCCAAACCACAGAACAUAUAAAUGUCUGUGUCCUCCACAUUUUACAGGAGUAAACUGCUCGGAAGUCAUCGGAAGUGAAAACUGUGGCCAAAUUUGUGAAAAUGGGACAUGCGUUCAAUGGUCACCUGCCUCCUUUAAAUGCAUAUGUGAUACUGGAUUCUCUGGCCCACCUUGUGAGAAAAGGAAAGCCCCCUGUGAUCCAAAUCCAUGCAGAAAUGGUGCCACAUGUGAGGAGAGCCCCGAGGGAUUUGUUUGUCACUGUCCAGAAAGAUUCGGGGGCGUCUACUGUGACUCCCGAGUUGUCUUCGAUUGCAUGUCAUACGCAUGUCAAGAGGAACAAGUUUGCACUGCAGGGGCCUCUGAAUGUGUCUGUGCCAAUGGUAGUGUUGUCCCAGCAUGCAGGAGGCAGCAGAACCCGUGCAUCCCAUCACCAUGUCUCAACAAUGCGACCUGUGUGUCCAGGAGAAAUGAUUACGUCUGCAGAUGUCUGAGAGGGUUUUCCGGGAAGAAUUGUGAAGAAAUAAUUGACUACUGCAGGCUGCUCAAUAUCAACUGCCUAAAUGAGGGAUUGUGCUUGAGUGUAAUUGGCGGAUAUCAGUGUGUUUGUGCCCCAGGAUGGCUUGGAGAGUUUUGCCAAUAUGUAGGUGAUGCCUGUCUGAUAAAACCAAACCGCUGUUUGAAUGGAGCCACAUGCAUUACAACAAGUCAGCCCUCAUCUCCUCCCCAGUACACCUGCAAAUGCCCCCUCGGCUUCACAGGAACAAAUUGUGAGACUAAGAUCAACAAGUGUGAUUCCAGUCCCUGUCUGCACAAUGGCACGUGCUCUGACUUUCUAGGACACCACACAUGCCAAUGUCCUACAGGUUUUCUGGGAAAGAACUGUGAAGUUGACAUAGAUGCUUGUGCUCUACCCAACAACGCAUGUCCACCAAAGACACAGUGUUUGGAUCUCCCGGAUGGCCUUAAAUAUACCUGCCAUGUACCCUGCCCUAAAAACCUUCAACCAUGUGCCAACGGAGGACGCUGUGUGUUCAAUAAUGCCAGCAGCUAUACUUGUAUCUGUACACCUGGUUGGUCUGGUCAGAACUGCCAUAUAAAUGUCAAUGAUUGUGUUCAACAUUGGUGUCAAAAUGGAGCCACUUGUGUGGAUGAGAUUGAUGGUUACAGCUGCCUUUGUCCCAGAGGAUACACAGGCAUCUACUGUGAAGAGGACAUCGAUUACUGUGUUGGUCAUUGCUGCUCUGAACACGGUGUUUGCCUGGACCAGCAGCAUAACUUUACGUGCCGUUGCAUGCCUGGAUUUGAAGGCUUGCUCUGCGAACUGGAAACAAAUGAGUGCAACAGCUUCCCGUGUGCAAGCGGUGCCACCUGUGUGGACCUAAUCAGUGAUUAUCGGUGCCGCUGUCCCCCAGGGUUUGAGGGAAGAACCUGCUCUGAGAAUGUAAAUGAUUGCUGGUCGCAGCCUUGUCUGAAUGGAGGCUCGUGCAUGGAUCUGAUAAAUGACUACAUAUGUAAUUGUCCUUUUGGGUUCAAGGGGAACGAUUGCUCUGUGGAUAUUGACCUUUGCUCAUUUGGACUAUGCAGUGAACAUACCUUAAUAUGCGUUGAGACCAAGGAUGGACCGAAUGUCUCUUGCACUUGUGAAAGAGGGUUUGGAGGGUCAUUUUGUGAAGUAAAUCUCAACGAGUGUGAGUCAGAGCCUUGCCAGAAUGGUGGUAUUUGUGUGGACGGCAUUGACCUGUAUCAGUGCUUCUGCUCAGAGGGGUUUGGGGGAUUGAACUGUGAAAUCAACAAUGAUGAAUGUGUCCAUGGAUACUGUGCCAAUAAUUCCACAUGUAUUGACCUGGUUGCAGACUAUGAGUGCAUCUGUCCUUUGGGCUUUGCUGGUAAGAAUUGCUCCACAUCUGUCUCUUCAUGUGCAUCAGAUGUUGAGUUCUGCAGAAAUGGAGGAACCUGCUCGUCCAACUCAGCUGGGGAAGUGCAAUGUAUUUGCCCUCCAGGGUACCAUGGCAAAGAAUGUUCCUCAUCUGUGAACCAAUGUGUGUCAAAUCCUUGCGACCCUGAGGGGACUCUCCUGUGUGAAGAGCUGGCAAAUACUUAUAGAUGUGUGUGUCAACGUGGCUACUCUGGACCGCACUGCGAAACACCUAUAAACCACUGUGUUGAUGGCCUGUGUCAACACGGUUCAGUGUGUGUGGAUCUAUCACGAGGGUUUAAGUGUGAUUGUUUACCAGGUUUAACAGGCCAGUUUUGUGAGAUAAACAUUGCUCAUUGUGAAGUAAAACCAUGUGGAGCCCUGAGUAUCUGUAAAGAUGCUCCUGGUGGCUAUAACUGCUUCUGUGCGCCUGGAUUUAUUGGAAAUAACUGCGAGAUUGAAGUAAAUGAAUGUCUCAGCCAGCCCUGUCGAAAUGGAGGUUCCUGCAUUGAUGAGCUCAACUCUUUCAGCUGCCAGUGUCCUCUUGGAAUCACAGGCAACUACUGUGAAGUCGACAUAGACGAGUGCAUAUCCUCACCCUGCCUGCACAAUGCCACGUGUGUUGACCUCAUUUAUGGCUAUGGAUGUGUCUGUAGGCCUGGCUUCACAGGUACAGAGUGUGAACUUGACAUUGAUGAGUGUGCUUCAUCUCCCUGCAAGAAUGGAGCCACUUGCAUUGACCAGCCUGGUAAUUACUUCUGCCAAUGUGUGGCUCCAUUUAAAGGUCAGAAUUGUGAGUUCUUACCCUGUGAGGCCAGUAAUCCGUGCGAAAACGGUGCAGUGUGUGUGGAGGAGUUGGAUCAGGACCAUUUCCCUUUGGGUUUCCGUUGUCACUGUUACCGAGGCUUCACUGGCCCCCGCUGUGAAAUCAAUGUGGAUGAGUGCAGCUCCAGCCCCUGUUUUCACGGCUUUUGCUAUGAUGUUGUAGACGGCUUUCACUGCCUUUGCAAUCCUGGUUAUGCUGGGCUGAGAUGUGAGCAAGACAUUGAUGACUGUGGGAACAGUUUGUGCAGUACAAACUCAAUAUGUAAGGACCUCCAUCUGAGUUAUGAGUGUGUGUGUCACUCUGGCUGGGAGGGGGAGUUCUGCCAACAAGAAAUUGAUGAAUGUUUAUCGCAGCCCUGCAAAAACAACGGCACCUGCACAGACCUUCUCAACAGCUACAAGUGUUUGUGCUCGCCAGGCUGGACAGGUGUGGACUGUGCAGAGGAUAUGAAUGAGUGUGAUUCUGGGCCUUGUCUAAAUGGAGCUCAGUGUCAGGACUCAGUUGUACCUGGGGAGUUCUUUUGCACCUGUCCUCCCUUCUUCAGUGGCCCCUUGUGCAACCAGCCUUAUGACCCCUGUGACCCCCUCCACAAUCCGUGCCUGCACAACUCCACCUGCCUGACACGCUCCAAUGGUACAGCCUUCUGCAGAUGCCCAGCUGGAUUUGAAGGAAGUUGGUGUGAAAUUGACACCAAUGAGUGUAGCUCAAAUCCAUGCCAAAACCAGGGCGACUGUGUGGACCGGGUCAACAGUUACAGCUGUGAUUGCAAGAUAGGAUUUUCCGGCCUUAACUGUGAGGAAGACAUCAAUGAGUGCAGCUCUAGCCCCUGCCACAACUCUGCCAUUUGUCAAGACCUUGUGAACAAGUUCCGCUGCAUUUGCCCUCCUGGUUAUUAUGGAACGCUGUGUGACCUGGAUGUAAAUGAGUGUGAAGUUUCACCUUGCCUACACGAGGGCAUCUGUAUCAACACACCCGGGGUCUUCAAAUGUGUCUGUCGCCCUGGAUACUCAGGGCCAUGGUGUGAAGUUAACAUUGAUGAGUGUGUUUCAAACCCGUGCCGAAAUCGUGGGAAAUGUAUUGAUGCGCAUAAUCGAUACACCUGCAUGUGUCCUGAUGGCUUCAUUGGGCUCCACUGUGAAACCAACAUUGACGAAUGCAUGUCAGAGCCUUGUCUUCAUGGGAGGUGUGAAGAUGGAGUGUAUUCAUACUCUUGUCUUUGUGAAUCUGGAUGGACUGGAAGCAGAUGUGAAACAAACAUUGACGACUGUGCUUUCAGUUCCUGUUUGCAUGGAGGAUCAUGUGUGGAUCUCGUUGAUAAAUAUGCAUGCUUCUGUCAGGAUGGUUACACAGGAAAAACUUGUGAGAACGAUAUAGACGUCUGCAAAGACGCCACUUUUAAUGUCUCACUGUGUUUCAAUGGAGCCACCUGCCUUGACGGUGAGGGAUCAAACUUUACAUGCAGCUGUCCACCAGGUUUCAUGGGGGAUUUCUGUGAAGUGGAUGUUAACGAAUGUUGCUCAGUUCCCUGCCACAACGGUGCCAUUUGCCAAGAUCUUAUAAAUAGCUACGUCUGCCACUGCAGGUCAGGUUGGACAGGCCUUCACUGUGAGGAUGACAUUAAUGAGUGCCUUCCACGGCCCUGCAACCAGGGAAUAUGCAUUCAGAAUGAUCCAGGCUAUGGCUACACCUGUUUCUGUCGUCCUGGAUUUGUGGGGAGGAACUGUGAGCGCAACUAUGAUGAUUGCCUGUUGAAUCCAUGUCCAGAAGCAUUUUCUUGUGUAGAUGGCAUCAACAAGGUCAGCUGCCUGCCUCCUGUUACGGAUGCUGUUCCCUUGGCGACUGUAGUCAAGAACACCACUCGCGGCUCUACAAGCAGGGUGCCAACGCCAACACUCAACUCGACAUCCACAGCUGAGCAAUCCACAGUUUCAAGCUACGUUCAGUACUUUGGGAAUUCCUACCUGGAGUUUGAGGGAAUUGAACUCAGCACAUUCAACAACAUCGCUGUGAGAUUUCAGACUCAAGUGGCCCAGGGAACUAUACUUUAUGUGGACCAAGGACCCACUAACGGUGAUUUAUUUUUUUUGAAACUCUUCAUCCUGGAUGGAAUCUUGCAGUAUGUAUUUUGCUGUAACAAAGAGGAAGAGGUUACACGGAUCAGUACUUUAAUUCACGUUGAUGAUGGGAAGGUUCACACUGUUAAUAUCAGACAACACCUGACCCCGUGUGAGGCAGAACUAACUCUUUCUGGUCAUGAGCCGAUCAAAAGUACAGCAAGUAAUUACUGGUUGGGACACAUCAUGCAAAGGACAAACCACAUCUUCACAGGUGGUCUGCCACAACAAUAUCUAUCCAAUCAGAGAGCAAAACCUUUCCACAACUAUACUGGCUGCAUUGAAAUAAUUAAAAUUAAUAAACUCAGGAGCUUUUACACAUCUGAUGCUAUCGCCGGCAGCAACAUAGACCAAUGCAGAGAUACUUUGUAUGCCAUCGAAGCCUCCACAACAACUUCCUCAAGUUUGACAACUCAAUCAACCGUGUCAGGGGGUGACACUGUGAACACAACAACAACAACAACAACAACAAUGGCAACUCCCUCACAAACACCAAAACCUCCUCUGCAUGAAGCUCAAGUUUGCCGGGACGAUCUUUGCCACAACGGAGGAACAUGUCAUUGGCUGCAGCUGUCUAGUGGAGCUCUGCCUUCCUGUCACUGCCCGCUGCAUUUUACUGGAACUUUUUGUGAGAAAGAGACCACAGUAUUUAUCCCCUCAUUUGAUGGCACAUCGUAUUUGGAGCUGCAGCCCCUUUCAUCCCUUCUCCAGUCUUCUGGUGUCAAUAAUAAUCUCCCUGCUACUGUCAAGGACACCACUGUUAUUCUCUAUUUGACAGUAAAAACAAGAUCUACACAGGGCACCAUCCUCUUUACUCAGGAGCAGAACUUUGGGGAUAAGUUUCUUCAUGUUUUCCUUCAAGAUGGAAGCCCUGUUGCCAUACUUGGGUGUGGUGGGAGUCAUGUUUUGAAUGCAGCAGCAGGCCAGAACGUCAACAAUAACAGAUGGAUCCCAAUCACAAUCCGAUACACCCUGCCUGUGGGCAAACAAGGACGGUUGUGUAUGAUUGAAAUAGCUGCAGAUAAUGGCACAGCUCAGCAUCUCGAGGAGUAUGUGUCACACCCUGUGUCAGAGGGAACCUUUGGACCAAUAUUUCUUGGGGAUGUUUCGUCCCACUGGACUUAUGACAGCUAUGCAAAGGGAGCGAGGAGAUUCAUUGGAUGUAUCAGUGAACUUCAGGUCAACGCAAAUGAGAUUUACCUGGUGGGUGAGGCAGUGAAAGGAAGAAACAUCAAGAAUUGUGACCCCCCUGUCUGCCAGCACCUUCCCUGUCGUAACGGAGGAACUUGUGUCAGUGAUGCUGAGGACUGGUUCUGUGAGUGCCCCCCGCUCUACACAGGCCAGCUGUGCCAGUUCAACGCUUGUGAGCGCAACCCCUGCGGUCAUGGAGCCACAUGCAUCCCAAAGUCACCAUUGGAAGCCGUAUGCCUCUGCCCCUAUGGAAGACAAGGUCUACUGUGUGAUGAACCCAUCACUAUCACUCGUGCCAGAUUCAGUGGAAGUGAUGAGUUUGGUUACACUUCAUUUGCGGCGUUUUCCUCCAUCCCGAGCCUCAGUUUCUUCUACGAGUUCAAGCUGAGGUUCACACUCGCCAAUAAUUCAUCCGCUGUGAAAAACAACCUGAUGCUGUUCGCUGGGCAUAAAGGACAAGGCAAUGAUGGUGAUGACUUCCUCGUUUUGGGACUACGAAAUGGCAGAGUUGUGCAUAAAUUCAACCUUGGAUCAGGUGUAGCGGUCAUAGUCAGUGAUCCACUGAACCCCCAGGUCAACAUUCACACCGUAACAUUUGGAAGGUCAAAGCAAACAGGAUGGCUUAAGGUUGACGGACAACGUAACCGAACAGGAUCGUCUCCAGGACCCCUGUUAGGCCUCAAGGUUUUCAACCAGCUCUUUGUGGGUGGAUAUAAUGAGUACAGCCCUGAACUACUGCCACUUGGAUCCAGGUUCCCUCAUGGCUUUCAGGGGUGCAUUUUUGAUGUGCAGUUUCGUACAAGAAGAGACAGAAAAUUCCAAGUGCUGGGACAUCCGGCCUUCGGGCGCAGUGUGGGUCAGUGUGGCGUCACCCCUUGUGUUCAUGUUCCCUGCAAAAACGGAGGGACAUGCGUGGACUCUGGCUCGUCUGUGUAUUGCCAGUGCCCAUUUGGAUGGAAGGGAGCACUCUGUUCUGAGACCGUGUCUGUGUGUGAUGUCAUGCACAGUCCUCCUCCUCUGUGCGCCCACAGGUCCACCUGCAUCCCUCUCCCGAAUGGAUAUACCUGCCAGUGCCCUCUGGGGACUGCGGGACUUUACUGCGAGAAUGCUGUGACCAUCAGUGAUCCAUUCUUCAGCGGUAACCAGUCUUCAUGGAUGUCCUUCCCACCUAUGAGUACAAGACACAGGACUGUUUUGCAGCUGCAGUUCCAGCCUUUAUCACCGGAUGGCAUCCUUGUCUACACUGCACAGCAUCUCAGUGCCAGAGCUGGAGACUUCUUCUGUCUUUCUUUGACAUCCGGGUUUGUCCAGCUGCGAUACAAUCUUGGGGAUGGCACCCACGUCCUGCAGUCUGUUGAGCGAGUGGACUUGCGCGGCAGGACCUGGCACACGGUGAAGGCGGGCCGAGUUGGUCACCAAGGCUUCCUCAGUCUGGAUAAUAAGGAGGUUAGAGGGAACGUGACCGAAGGGAUGACCACCCUCGAUGUUGCUACAGACAUCUUUGUCGGGGGCGUGUCCACUCUGAGCUUCGUCUCCACAGAUGCUAACGAAGGGGGGCCACUGGGCUUCACUGGGGGUGUAAGAGAACUUAUCUUCAAUGGUGAAGAGUUUGAGUUAACAGAGACGGGGGCAGUCAGUGGAGCAAACGUAGGGGACUGGGAUGGGACGGCAUGUGGGUACAAGGUGUGCCAAAACGGAGGUCACUGUAGGGCAACAGGAAAUGACUCAUUCACAUGUGUAUGUCUGUUAUCAUGGACUGGCUCAGUGUGUAACCAGUCUGUAAGCUGUGUAAACAACAUCUGCAAGCAGGGUUCCUUAUGUGCUCCAUCUAGUGUUACCGCAUACCGCUGCAUAUGCCCCUUGGGAUGGGGUGGGAGGUACUGCGACACAGAAAUAGCCACAGACACUCUGAAGUUUGUGGGAAGCUCAUACGUUAAAUACCAGGACCAAAGAUACAACACAAGAAAUCUUAAAAACACACAGGUUUCAUUCAGCUUCUACACAAGCUCAAAUGACAGUUUGAUAAUGUGGAUGGGAAGGGCUGAACAUGAAGAUGAUGACUACCUCACAGUUGGACUUGAGAACGGUGACCUCAAAAUCGCUGUUAAUCUUGGAGAGAGACUUUCGCCCCCAAUGACAGUCAGAAAUCUCACACUGUGCUGCGACACAUGGCACAACGUGUCCAUAUCUUUAAACAGCACAAUUAUCCAGGUGUUCCUAAACAAUAAGAAAGUACUUUUCAAAGACAUGGACCCAUUUGAGCGUUAUGUGGCCUUAAACUAUGGCGGUCAGCUUUUCUUUGGAGGAUUUGGAUUGUACAGAAAUGUAUCAAUUGUUACUUCUGAGUUGUUUUCAAAAGGCUUUGAAGGCAGCCUGAGAAAUGUAUAUUUGUUUAAAGAUACCAAGCCGCUACACUUUCUCAAUAAUAGUGAGGGUUUCAAUGUCCAUGAGGGCAAUGAAUAGUAGUAUAACUCCCUUUGUCACGUGAUAGUAGUUUAAUUAGUUCUCCUAGAAACUCCUAGUUCAUAAGGAGAUCUGUGUAACUUGGCAAUAGUGGCAAAAAAAUUUUUUUUUAAUGCACAGUGGACACUACACUAUAUUUUAAUACUUAUUUCUUCACUGUCCAGCUAGAUUUUCAUCUGAUUUAUGGAUGAACCCAACUGGAUG